AUGGCGCUCUUAUUUCCACGUUUUGCUGAAUACUCAGCACCGGGAAGUGCACCCUCCAGAAAAACUCCCGAACUCGUGCCACCGAUUACACCUGACGAGGUCCUCGCAUCUCUUCGUCACAUGGAGAAUCGGAAAGCUGUCGGACCGGACGAGGUGCCAAUUGAAGCGUGGAAAUCGCUGGGGGCUCGUGGUGUGUGCAUUCUUACUAACCUUUAUAAUAGAAUCCUGAGCGACCGAAUAAUGCCCGAUCAGUGGCGGCUUAGUAUAAUAACGUCGGUCCACAAGGGUAAUUACCGCGGUAUAAAAGUGAUGUCACACACCAUGAAGCUCUUCGAGCGCAUUAUUGACACCAGGAUCCGACAGCAGUGUACAGUGUCGGACUCCCAGUACGGUUUCCAACCAGGACGCGGUACCAUGGACCCUAUAUUCGCCCUAAGGAUCCUCAUGGAGAAGCACAGGGAAAAGAAUAUGCCUCUGCAUUUUUUAUUCCUAGACCUGCAGAAGGCCUUUGACUGUGUUCCUAGGGAGAUGAUUUGGUGGGCGUUGCGGUCGAAGUUGGUACCGGAGACCUACGUGGAAAUCGCACGUGACAUGUACCGCAACUCCGAUUCAAUAGUCAGGACCGCUGUUAUGAUACCACCCCCUUCCCCAUAA
Molecule: messenger RNA, 654 nt
Organism: Parnassius mnemosyne (clouded apollo)
Lineage: Eukaryota; Metazoa; Arthropoda; Insecta; Lepidoptera; Papilionidae
Source: the annotation of a GenBank genome assembly